AGUCAACUUCACUAUUUAGUCUAUAUACUUUAGUUUAGAUCUCAUUGUAACAAACCUACAAAUAUACAAUUCGAUCUUUUAUAUCAAAAGCUUUCAUGGUAUCAGAGCCCAUGGCUCUCUUGGAAAACUAACCUCGCCGGAACCCUAGUAUUUCUUGUACUGACUUCGUCGGAGACACUCAGACCACCAGACCACCUGAAUCUGCCCUGCUGUCGCUGCUCCCUUCACCAGACACCCCAUUGUCUUAAUCGUUGCUUAAAUCUUCCUUCCCAUCAAACUCAAGUCCCAUUAUCGCUGGUACUUUCCUCUGAAUCACCACCAGUCACCACCGCAUCAAAAAGAAAAAAGGCCGCCCCUCUUCUCAACAGGAAAAUAAAUCUCUCGUUUGAAGCUUUAUCUAUCCUUGUUUCAAGGUUUCUUUUAUUUGAGACUUUGUUUGGAUACUACACUAUUCCUUGGAGUUCUCGUUUACCCAUAAGACCUUAACCAGGUUCCAUUUUUUGGCAUUAAAUACUUAUUAAUACCCUUUGGUAUUACCAGUCAUAUUUCCCCUGUGGUAUAAUUUUCUUACUUUCUCCAUGUCAACCACUGGAAUCACAUCACGACCCAUUAUUACCGUUUUCAGUGGUACAAAUUAUGUUUCUUGGUCUCGUCAAAUGACAAGCUACUUUCAAUCCAAAAAAUUAUGGCGUGUUGUAACUGGAUCAUUAUCUCGUCCAGUAAUCAAAGAAAAAGAAGACAAAUAUGCAUUUGAUCUACGUGAAGAAGAUUGGUUGUGCAAGAACUGUGAAAUCAUUACAGUCAUAUGUAACUCGUGCACCAUUGAAAUCACUCAACAGUUUGGAUUGUAUACCAUAGGAAAAGAGAUCUGGGAUUUUUUGGCCAAACGAUAUACCACCACAGAUCUUGCACAUCAAUAUCAGUUGCUUCGAACUGUCCUUAGCAAACGCCAACAACCUAAUCAGUCGAUAAGUGCAUUUGUAUCUGAGAUGCAAAGUUAUUGGGAUCAACUCACAUUGGCUGCACCUACCACUAAAUGUCACGAAGAUGCAAUCAUAGCCGUGAAUCACCAAAAGCAUCUUCAACUUAUGAUUUUGCUAAUGGAACUUCAAGAUCGUUUUGAACUUGUAAGAGCAUCUCUCUUGCACCGUUCUCCUCUCCCUACCUUGGAAGCAGGAAUAACUGAACUGAUUUCAGAAGAAACAAGAAUUGGGGCACCGACUUCUCCAUCUGACGAGGUUAUGGUUGUCUCUGGUUAUAAAGGCAACAAGAAGUCUUCUGUUUUCACACCGCGCAACAACAAUACAAAUAGGAACUCUAGUGAAUGCAAUUAUUGUCACCUCAAAGGCCACCAGUUUCUCGAUUUCCCUCACAGAAUUUGCAAAUUUUGUGAAAAGAAGAACUCGAAACACUAUGGUUCAGACUGCAUGCAAAACCCGAAUCGCAACAAAAGCUUUUCAGGCUCUACUUCACAUUCAGACUCCUCUCCAAAUCCAUCGAUGGUGGUACCAGGGGCUACUUCAGUUACUCCAGAUGAUGUUAUUUCCCUCAUGAAGCAAGUUAUGUGUGGUUCAUCGCAUUCCAUGGCUACAUCCCAAGGAUCCAAGGACGAAGCAGAUCUUUGGGAUCGGCCGUAGGACGGGACGGGUGUACGAGCUUGUCUACCUUCGCAUACCCAAAUCUUUUACCCCCACUUCUCUCUCAACCUUACCUUCAACGAAUUUGCUUGAUAUUUGUCAUUCUAGAUUAGGUCAUAUUUCUUAUGAUAGACUCAUAUUACUUAUUUCUUCUGGUAUUUUUCAAAACC
Lactuca virosa is the source of this 1807-nucleotide messenger RNA. The record is from the annotation of a GenBank genome assembly. NCBI's taxonomy places the organism in Eukaryota, Viridiplantae, Streptophyta, Magnoliopsida, Asterales, Asteraceae.